AUGGCGUCGACAUCCAUUUGGAGGUCAUUGGCGUUCGAACAUCAGCAGUUCAUAUCGUCCUCAAAAGUUGGGCAUGAACAUCAAGGCGCAUGUGCAGCAGGAGUCAUCACAACUCGGGACUUUGUGGAACUUCGACAGAGACGGCGUUCACGUCAAAACAAACACCAAAGGUGCACAAGGUCUAUAAACGCCCAAAACGAAAUCAGGAACAGUUGUACAGCGCUUCGUAUAUAUAGCGUAAGCGGCUAUAAGUUUCUGGAAUUUCUGACGCGUUCUGGAGCUCCAUUGGCAACCGGCAUUUGGCCAAUACUGGGUCAUGAUUGGCUGUUGGGUCCAGAUUAUUGGCGUGACAGUCGCUUCAUUCCAACAAGAGGGAAGCCUGCCUUCGUCAAUCGACUGACGAAGUGUUUAGAGGAAAUGCCUUUCCAGUGUGGGCGACGUUUCCUUCAGGACCUUUGGGUGGACCUCGUCUGCUCCAAACGCGCUGAAGGGGUUUGUCUUGUGCAAGAGUUGUCAACUAUAUUCAUACUAGAUGGAAAAUCGUUUUUUCUCGUCUAG
Opisthorchis viverrini is the source of this 558-nucleotide messenger RNA. RefSeq lists its product as hypothetical. NCBI's taxonomy places the organism in Eukaryota, Metazoa, Platyhelminthes, Trematoda, Opisthorchiida, Opisthorchiidae. The transcript is spliced from 3 exons. Bases 1 to 558 code for a protein of 185 amino acids. The record is from RefSeq and is a predicted model, not a curated record.